This is a messenger RNA of Microcebus murinus (gray mouse lemur), 2163 nucleotides long. RefSeq names its product cellular repressor of E1A stimulated genes 2 (gene CREG2). Lineage: Eukaryota; Metazoa; Chordata; Mammalia; Primates; Cheirogaleidae. The record is from RefSeq and is a predicted model, not a curated record.
GCCCGGGAGUCCUGCGGGGGUCGGGAGGGGGCUCCGGCUCCGCGCCUCGCCGCAGGGGGGCGCUGCCGCCCUUGCCCGGCGCUGGCGCGCUGCUGGCGGUCCCCGCGGCAGGGCGCGCCGCCUGCAAGAUGUCCGUGCGCCGCGGCCAGCGGCCGGCGCGGCCCGGGACCCGCCUCUCCUGGCUGCUGUGUUGCAGCGCCCUGCUGUCCCCGGCCGCCGGGUACGUGAUCGUGAGCUCAGUGUCCUGGGCCGUCACCAACGAGGUGGACGAGGAGCUGGACAGCGCCUCCACCGAGGAGGCGCUGCCCGCGCUGCUGGAGGACUCGGGCAGCAUCUGGCAGCAGAGCUUCCCGGCCUCGGCUCACAAGGAGGACGCGCACCUGCGGCCCCGGGCCGGCGCCCCCCGCGCCAAGCAGCCGCACGCGCCGCCAGGGAUGUUCUCCUACCGGCGCGAGAGCCGCCAGGCGGCCGGCGCCUCCCCCGGCCCGAGGCUGCGCGCCGGCACCGCCCGCUCCCUGGCCCACGCGAGCGCCUGGGGCUGCCUGGCCACCGUGUCCGCCCACGAGAAGAUCCAAGGACUGCCCUUUGGGAACUGCCUGCCCAUCAGUGACGGCCCCUUCAACAACAGCACUGGGAUUCCUUUCUUCUACAUGACAGCCAAGGACCCUGUGGUGGCCGAUCUGAUGAAGAACCCCAUGGCCUCGCUGAUGCUGCCGGAAUCAGAAGGAGAGUUCUGCAGAAAAAACAUCGUAGACCCAGAAGAUCCCCGAUGUGUCCGGUUAACGCUCACUGGCCGGAUGAUAGCAGUGUCUCCAGAAGAAGUGGAAUUUGCCAAGCAAGCUAUGUUUUCAAGGCACCCAGGGAUGAGAAAGUGGCCCCGUCAGUAUGAGUGGUUCUUUAUGAAGAUGAAGAUAGAACAUAUCUGGCUUCAGAAAUGGUAUGGAGGCGUAUCCGACAUUUCAAGGGAGGAAUAUUUCAAAGCAGUUCCCAGGAAGGCCUGAUGGAGAAAGAAGAAAGGCCUUGGUGUUUGCAUUGAAAUGGAAACCUUUUAAGUGAUGCUUCCAGACAGCUGUUGACCUCUGUCUCUUUGUUGAAGGGUUCAUAGCAGCCCUGCCAUCCGUAUAGCAGAUGAGAGAGGGUGAACAGGGAACCCUGUGCUAGAUUUGAGAUUAAAGUGGUCAUUGGCAGAUCACCGACUCACACAGUACUUCACAUAGAUAGUCUUUGUUUAUGUUGUAUUCAAUCCAGACUCAGCUAUUUGGAAAUCACUGUUGGUUGUCAAAACGACAUGUUGAGACUGUUGCCGCUUCAUUCUUCAAAAGAAUUAUGCCUGUAUGUAAAUGUGAUUGCUUUGUAUUGUGAGAGUAUUUUAGCUGCUUGCUGUGCCAAAAGCAGCCUUGGUUCUAAGAUCAUUGCAACCACAAAGGAGCUUAAUAUGCAUCACACAGACACGAUAUUGUAUUUAGGGUGAGGGUGGAAGACUGCCCAUGGAUUACCUAUCCUGCAUUGUCAUAUUGGCUAGAAUGUACUGGUCACUUACGGAGCUUUUUUCCCCACCGUAAUAUGAACAACAGCAUAAGAACACACAGAACUUUGUGCACAGCCCUUCUGUAUAUAAGUGGCCCAUGGUGGUGCAUUAGAGGAGGCAGUAGCUUCAGCAUUAAGCUCCCCAGAUCCCUGCAGCUCACUCUUCUGGCAAGGGUUCCCCUCUGGCACGCAUGAACAGUGGCACCCAAAAUAAGAAGCACCUCGUUCUGCAGAGUGUAAGAGGAAAGGAGAAAGUGUGACGCUGGGAAAGCAGAGGCAAUGUAUCAGAGAAGAAAGGAAAGUCAGGAACUGAGGACCCAGUCCUGAGCCAGGCCCUCCACAAGAGCCAUCUCAUUUAAGCCCUACAGCCAGUGAGACGCAUGUCAUCGUUGCUGCUCACACACAGGAAAACUGAGGCUCAGAGAGGCUAGUUCAGUGUCUCAAGGUCUGACUCCAGAGCGUCCUGCACACAAUGGAUGAAGUAUUUCCUAGAACACUUAUAUUUUUAAGAACAAAAAAUUUAUUCACAUGCACAGAUAUAAAUUGAACCAGGAAAAUAAGUGAAAGCAAUUGGAAAAGAAAAUGACUAACUUGCCUUGAGAUGAUUUGUCACUGCUUUCAGGAAAAAAAAAAAAA